AUGGCCGAUGGUGCAAAAAAAAACUCCCGGCAGAACAACUCCCGGCAGAACAACUUCCAUCAGAACAACUCCCGGCAGAACAACUUCCGGCAGAAAAACUCCCGGCAGAACAACUUCCGGCAGAACAACUCCCGGCAGAACAACUCCCGGCAGAACAACUCCCGGCAGAACAACUCCCGGCAGAACAACUCACGGCUGAACAACUCCCGGCCGAACAACUUCCGUCAGAACAACUUCCGGCAGAACAACUCCCGGCAGAACAACUCCCGUCAGAACAACUCCCGGCAGAACAACUCCCGGCUGAACAACUUCCGUCAGUACAACUCCCGGCAGAACAACUCCCGGCAGAACAACUUCCGGCAGAACAACUCCCGGCAGAACAACUCCCGGCAGAACAACUCCCGGCAGAACAACUCCCGGCAGAAGAAAUUCCGGCAGAACAACUCCCAGAACAACCACUACCAGAACCAGAAUGCAGUGUUGGGGACAAGCGCCAGGAAGGAUGUAAUACUUGCAAGUGCACAGCAAAGGGAAGUUGGACCUGCACUCGUAGGAGGAAAAAUUGCUGUAUAUACUCCAAAGGAACUGGAAAGACAACUUCUGUUCGCAUUGGACGAUCCUUCAGUGACGGAUGCAACAGAUGCCAAUGCACAAAAUCUGAAGAUAACUUAGGGCCCUGGCCAUGUACCCGUAUGAUGUGCUCAGGCUGUCUUUACAAGAACUGGGAUAAAGCAACAGGCUGGGCCAAGCCGAGGUCUGAAGUUCAGG
Bolinopsis microptera is the source of this 768-nucleotide messenger RNA. RefSeq lists its product as uncharacterized. The coding region runs from base 1 to 672 and encodes 223 amino acids. The transcript is spliced from 3 exons. Lineage: Eukaryota; Metazoa; Ctenophora; Tentaculata; Lobata; Bolinopsidae. The record is from RefSeq and is a predicted model, not a curated record.